AUGAACGACUCUCAGCCACCGACUUCCCUACUCGACCAGGGCGAGUCUAUACCUAUCGCUGGACUUAACCCGGACGCUUCCGAUCAAGAGAACCGAGUUGUACACGGGACGAUAACCAUUACAUGGCCUUUUAGUAUCGUAACCAAAUCGAUCGCAUUCCUCCUGGCUGAGCGUGACUUUCGACUCCGACGCGAAAAUGGACAAGUGCGCGUACGAUUCCAUGGUGCAGCCGCAAAGGCCAUCUCAGAUGCAUCGCUAGGCGCAGGAGAUGAGAUUCGUGUGAGCCUAAAAGGCGUUCAGUGGGAGAAGAAUGAGACACAAACACAGGUUGCAGGAAGUACUCUAGCAUGGCAGCUGGAAUUCACCAAUCGCCUCGUCAUUGGUAUUCGUCGACCGAAUACGGAACAAGAGACUCUAUUAGAUAUCGAUGUCCCGGCUGCGGAACCAGAAACCAUCACCGAUGGCCAAGUAGAGAGUACCGACCCAAUCGACAUCGACACCAUACUCGAGGAACCUACCACACCAUCUCCGGAGCCCACACUACCUGCGAAACGAAACGCCUCAUCGACCCUCGAUCCCUUCGAGUAUGCUUCGCCCGCUUUUCUCAAACGAGCACGUGUAUCCUAUGGAUCUCUAUUUGAAGGAGGCUUGGACAUAUUCGACGAGGACAUUACCAAGAAGACCAAGUCGAAGAAGCGCUCCCGAUUUAGUAUGCCUGGAAAUGCUUGGAGAUAUACAAGUCAAUCCCCUAGCCCCGAGCCCGACGAUGUCCCCGAGGAGGAAGAGGAGGAAGAGCCACAAACGAAUGGAAAAUCGCAAUCAAAUGGCGACAUUGAGGACACCCAUAUGGAUACGCCAUCCAGACCGGCAAUGGUUGAUCAAGGCUCCCAAACCGCAGAUGUCGACUUUACCCCUAUGGCCAGUGUCCAGGUAUACGCCGAGUCAAGACCAAGCUUCGGUUUUACACAGAUGACUCCAACGCCGUUCGCUCGAACAAAGCCAUUCGGGGCAGACAACCCAGUCAUGGAUCAGCCCCUACAUUUUGAGGGCGACUCAACAACGCCGCAUGGCAUGCCUCCUGAAUCGCAUCAAAACCUACUCACCGAACAACCAGUCCCCAUGGAUACAGACAUGGCUUUUAGUUUCACGCCACAAACCGUGCUCUUCCCUCAAGCUUCAGCAUUCUUUCCUGCGCAGGAUAAUGUUCCGGGAUCGCCCAGUCGUGCCACAGGAGUAGAUGACUACCCGGCCGAGCUCUUAGACGCUGACCCGACCCCGUCUAAUCCUGUAGACACUCUAAUAGGGUUCACUGCUCAUGGGUCGCAACCCGUCGCAGCUCACCAAAAUACUUUCUCUACUGAACCAGUCCUCGACUCGGCUUUCACGACUACUGCGCACUCUCAGAACCCUUGGGCUGCUGAACUUCCUGGAUCAGGUUCUGCGAACGCUAGUAGCGAUGCUGAGAAUCCGGUGGAGAUCCUAAGCUCAUCGCCAUUAAGGCAAGACUCGAGGGAUUCAAGCGAAGAUCGCCAAGUAUCUCCUUCAAGGGAAAACACAGGGAUGGACGUUACAGCAGAUGCAUCGCCCGAACCGAAACUCGAGGAUCCAGCAAGUGAAGCCGAAUAUUACCGCGAUGGAGGCGAUGAGCCCGGAGACGACUAUGAUCUCAGAAAAUACUCGCGCGCACACGAUGACGACGAUGACAUUGAAACGUCUGAAGAGGAACGAGAUGCGAACGAUGAUGACCCUGGAGCCCAAAUCAUGAACCCCGAGGAAGAUGAUUUGGAUGUUGACCAAGAUGUUGAUCAAGAUGUUGCGAACCAAGAAGGUUAUCCCGGCGAUGUCUCUGACGAGUACGAAGAAGAAAUGUACGAGGAACAGUUCGAGGGUGAUAGACAAAGCUAUGAAGGGUCCGAAGAUGACGCAGAAGGUGAAUACUAUUCAGAUGAGGAGGACUACACGGAUGAUGAAGAAAAUGAAGAAGAAGAAGCACAAACUCACCCUCCUGCUGCCCCUAUCGCCCGAGAGCCUGUCUUUAUCGACCUGCUGUCAGAUUCCGAAGACGAGGAUAAACCGGCACCCAAGGAAGAGCCAGAAGCAACACUCAAGGAAGAUUCCAAGGAAGAACUCAGGGAAGAGGUAGAACACGAGUCUGAAGAGCAUGAUUCUCGCUCUGAAGAUGAAGAUGAGGCAAAAGCGAACCCAGAGAAUGCGGAAGAGAAGAAGUUCUCACCAGUGCCUGAGGAAAGGAGGGAAGCUGAAGAUCUCGAGGCAGAUGAGGAAAUGGUCGAACAAGCUCAAUCUCCGCCCAAACCCGCAGAGGAGACGGGUGAGGAUACUGAGACGAAACACAUUACGGAAGAAACUACUCAGAUGGAGAAAACAUCAGUUCCUACGUCUCCUGCUCCGAAGGAUUCGAGUCCGGACCAAGAUGAAGUUGCUGAGGUGCCCAUGACAUCCGAGGAAAUCAAAGAUGGCGAGGGCCCAUCGCAUAUUCAGGAGUCGGCUGAAAACCAAGAGCCUUCUGCAGCAUCACAUGAUAUCGAGAUGGACGCACCCACACUCACGGAGGUAUCCGAUAAACCCGAUGAUGGGGCCAUUGCCCCUGAAGACACUACGAGGAUGGACUCGCCUGAUGAGACAUCGCCUGCAGUGGUUGAGGAACCUGGCGAAGCGAUGGACGUUGACGCACUACUUGACGCACCCCAAGAAGAUGCUGCCAAGCCAACAGAAACUGACAACGUCGAGGUCGUUGAGAACAGUGUUGCUGUCAGCGAUGAGGUACAAACCACGAUCACGGAUGCUCAAGAAGACACAUCGACAAGUCUUCAGGUCACAGCGGCUCAGGAAGAAUCCCUCACACUACCGCAAAAGACCUCGAAAAACAAUGCAGAGCCGUCAAACAUCGAGUCAGCCGAGGAUUCAUUUGGCGAAAGUGAUGCGGAAGCUGGUGAAGCACAAGAGUUUCAUGAUGCCGUGAUGCAGGACGCGCCGUCAGAAGAUGUCUUGGGAAAACCAACCACCGAUGCAGCCGUGGCAGAAGAUGCUGUAGGACACCCUGCAAAGGACGGUCAGAUUUCGCCUCCACCAACUCAAAUCCCUCAAGCGCAAACCUUACAAGAAGACAACAUCACUAUCUCGGUCCAUGAGCACGACCAACUUCUCCCCACUCCUGGCGAAACCCAAGUGAUAGAAGUUGAGGUGUCUGACACACUACAAACUGUCACAUACGACGAUCAGACCGACGAAGAGGAUGCAAACCCAGAAGAUCAGAUAAUGGCUGAGAUACUGCAGCAUUCUCCAGUCAAACAGGAUACCCACCUUCCGAAGGAGUCUAUCGCAUUUUCUCCCACUGCCUCACAAACUGAACUGUCUGCUCCGACUGAGCAGGCCGAUGAGACGCAUGAACGAGCUGCUUCACAAUCUGAGUCAGUGCCUGAGAGUGCUGUUGGCAAAUCAUUACGGCCCCGACGCUAUAAGCCAAGCAGAGCAUCUGAUGACAACGAUCGAGAGGACCCCAGUAUGGCGCUGAUAGCAGCUACGCCAGCGACGGGGCCCACGGACAGUGGCAGCAAGCACAGUAGCCCAGCCCCAGCCCCAGCCGGACCAAGCAGCAAGACUCGCAGCAAGACCCACGAUGAUCCCAGCAUUCAGUUGGCGGGUGGUUUAGAGCAAGCAGAGACAAAGAACAAACGUAAGAGAAAGGCGGCGGAUGAUGAGAGCAUUGCCAGUCUGGACAACAGCCCAACCGGGUCCCAACGAGUGCUGCGGUCCAUGACGGCUGACCAUGAUGAUCCGAGCCUAUUGCUCGCGAAAGGGUCAAGCCCUUCAGCCCGGCAGACACGACGUCACAAGACGCCAGAUCUGAAGCGCGAAACACCUAGGCGCGAGACUCGCUCGGUGUCACGAAGUUUUCAACUACAAGAAGAGUCACCCGAUGCAUCAUUUGCUUCACUGAUAUCACCAUCAAUCGCAGGGUCCUUCGCAACUGUGCCUGAGGAUGGCGAAGAGGAUGUCAAGUCUCUGAAGCUGCGACUAGUUAAAAACUUGAGAACAGACUUGCCUGACUUCCUGUCGCUCAAGAAACUCACAGGGAAUAUCAACAAAAUGGUGGACGUCCUUGCAGUGGUAACACAAACACCACCGCAGCCACACCGACCAAAAAAUGGCCCUCGGGAUUUCAUGCUCACUUUGACCUUGACCGAUCCGUCCACGGCACCGACUCAAGUCCGUGUAGCCCAUAUAUUCCGGCCCCACCUAGCCUCGCUGCCGGACGUUGAGAGUGGGGACAUUAUCCUCCUCCGACGGUUUAAGGUGGUGUCAAUGAAGAGCCGUGACUUCGGCAUUCGAUCAGAAGAUUCAUCGUCAUGGGCCGUGUCCAAGCCGAACGAUGAACAAGUUCUCAGCCAAGUCAAGGGUCCACCGGUGGAAACUACCCCAGAAGAGAUCGCACAUGCCAAGGGUCUACGGCACUGGUGGAGCCUCCAGGAUGACAACGCUAUGAACAAGAUCGAGACGGCGUCACGGAAGGUGACCGAGGCGGGCAAGGAAAACACCAAAUGA
Molecule: messenger RNA, 4563 nt
Organism: Fusarium pseudograminearum CS3096
Lineage: Eukaryota; Fungi; Ascomycota; Sordariomycetes; Hypocreales; Nectriaceae
Exons: 1
Coding region: 1-4563 (1520 amino acids)
Biological process (GO): telomere maintenance
Cellular component (GO): chromosome, telomeric region
Molecular function (GO): DNA binding
Source: RefSeq, a predicted model, not a curated record